Messenger RNA from Populus trichocarpa (black cottonwood), 4339 nucleotides. RefSeq names its product zinc-finger homeodomain protein 3. Gene Ontology annotation, molecular function: transcription cis-regulatory region binding; DNA-binding transcription factor activity. NCBI's taxonomy places the organism in Eukaryota, Viridiplantae, Streptophyta, Magnoliopsida, Malpighiales, Salicaceae. The transcript is spliced from 2 exons. The record is from RefSeq and is a predicted model, not a curated record. Gene Ontology annotation, cellular component: nucleus. Gene Ontology annotation, biological process: regulation of DNA-templated transcription; regulation of developmental process. The coding region runs from base 1274 to 2080 and encodes 268 amino acids.
AUAUAUAUAUAGGCAUCUAAGAUUUUGUCAAUAUGAUAUGAUGGAAGGGACAAGGACUCCUCUAAAGCUAAGAAAAAAAUGCACUAACAUUAAGAUCUACCUCUCUAGACUAUAAUGAUUACAUGCAUAAUAGGAAGGCAAAAGGAAGCCAGCUCAAUGCCAAUUACUGGAAUCUCAAGAUUAUUACACACUAGCAGCUCAUCUUUGAUCAUUAAUUAAUUCACCGUAGUUUAGUUCAUUAAACUAAGCUUAAAUUCAUCAUAGUGAUUGUAUUUCUAUCAGAUUUACAAGAUUUUCUUUAAGAUAAUACCUGAAAUCUCAUGACGGGAAAAGGGUCUUUAAUCUCAUUAAUUUCGUAGUUGUUGCUGAAACAACCACUUGCAUGACAUUUAUAUCAGCCUCUAUAUAUCUGACCUGACACUUUCUGACAGGCACAGAUCAUGUCUUCCAUUUCUUCUUGCUUGGUCUUUUCUUGCUUACUAUUUCCACCAAACAAUUGAAGUGUGCUUCUGAGAUUGGCCUGUCCAUGCCCUAAAAGCUAAUUGCUAUAUUGUUGAUAGUGCAAGCAAAGAAAGCAAAACCAUCCCAGUUUUUAAUUCUAUCCUUGCUGCUAACCUCUCUCAUAUUUGUCUUUCUCCCUCGGCUUUCUUCGUAAAUUAAUUACUACCAUAUAGCCUAGAAGUACUGUUAGUUCCUCUAGUUAUAUAAAUAAAUGUAUAUAUAAGCUCUAGUUAUAAGUUUCUUUGCUUCACUUGCAAAUUUCAUCGCUAAUUUCUUGUAUUAAUAAAAGCAUAUAGUGGUGAAUGUGUGUCAUCCGUCCUUUUUGUCUGUCACCCUAUCCUUUUCCCAUCAGAUACAUUUAAGCUGAGCAUAUAUUUCCAAGAGCAUCCAAUGUUUUUAUAGGUUUUCUCAAUCAGUCUUUGGCCCAUCUUCAUUGAUCAUGUUCACCUCAUCAGCCCCAUUCUGUCAGUUUUCCAUGACUUAGGCAUUUACUCCCUUCACUGGCUUUUCUAAACGAGUCACUUGUUUUGGUUUCUUUCCAUUUUCUUGGGAAAUAAAAUACAGAGAAAGAUUUAGCAUCUGUGUGUGAAGAUUUCAAGUCUUGGCCACCAUAAGUAUCAUUAUCUUUUUUUUUGUAUGCGUGUGACAAAGGAGAGAGAGAGGGAGCUAGUGAAUGAGGUGACUAACUGCCAAAGUCCUUAAAUCCCAGAAAAGAGUACAAUUUCCACUCAAUUGCUUUGGUUGGAAGGAGCACCAAAAAUAAGAAUAAAGGAUGGAUGAAUCUAGCCUACAAAAGGACAUGCCAAUCUCAAGGAAUGGUAGUUAUGCAGGUGGAAAUGGCCACAGCCACACUGUCACUUCAGCAGCAGCAGCUCAAGUUCCCACCAUUGGACAUUCUUCCCCUUCAAGCCAGCAGGAGGACCAAAGGCCCUACAAGAAAGUGAUGAGGUACAAGGAAUGCCUCAAAAACCAUGCAGCCGCUAUUGGUGGGAAUGCAACAGAUGGGUGUGGUGAGUUCAUACCAGGAGGAGAAGAAGGCAGCCUUGAGGCCCUCAAGUGCUCAGCCUGCAAUUGCCAUAGGAACUUCCACAGGAAAGAGAUAGAUGGCGAAUGUUCAUAUGACUGCCAUCAUCACUAUCCUGUCAUGAGCAAUAUUGGGAGUGGUAGACUCAUUUCGGGCCAUCAUAAUGGCAUUAUUGGAUCACCACCACAAGGGUACCCUACAAGUUCCUUCAUUUCCUCAAGGGCACCACCACCUCACCAAGUGGUAGUCUCCUACAAAAAUGGUGGAGCAAAUGCAAUCACUUCAGAAUCCGAUGAGAAGGAAGAAGAUAAUGGAGGUGGGAUACUGACCACUAGACCAGUUGAGAAGCUGAGAAAGAGGUUUAGGACCAAGUUCACAGAAGAACAGAAACAAAAGAUGUUGAACUUCGCAGAGAAAGCCGGGUGGAAAAUGCAAAAGCUAGAAGAAUCUGUUGUGCAAGGGCUUUGUCAAGAGUUGGGGAUCAAGAGAAGAGUUCUCAAAGUGUGGAUGCACAACAACAAACAUAACUAUGUCAAGAACUCAACUAGCAGCUAGAAGCAUAUUGCAGUCUAUCAGAACUAAGCAUUUGCUGUUGUUUUAUGAUUUAUUAUGCUUUUCUCCAGCUUUCAGCAUUCAUCCUAUAACGUCUUCCACUAUUAUGAGCAAAUACAAAGUAGUCUAGGUAGUUCUAUGAUCUAGUGAGUAGAGAGAGCAAAAGAAUUGCAAAAUGCAAGCCUUCUACUAAUCCACCAUUUUACUAAUCAUUAGAGAGGGUGAUAGUCAAGCAAUUUGCAAUUCUUGAAGGCAUAAAGGAUUGUAGUUGUCGUUAGCUGUGUUCGGAUGUGUAAAAAGGGGAAAGGGAGAACAAAUCUUCCCUUAAUUGGAGUAUGGUUGGUAAGCCAUUAAUUAUCAUGUGACGAGCAGACCUGUAACGUCACGCGAUUAGAUGUGUUGAGUCAGAUGCUUCACUGCAGAUUGUCCAUAAUCUUAAGGUUCAGCAAUGUGACUCAACUGAGGCCAUCGUUGUUGAUGUGGAAGCCGAGGCACUGUAAAAAGUGCAAGGUUUUUGGUCACAAAUGUCAUACUCAGGCUAGUAAGAAGGUAAAGGGUGAUGCCUUGCCUGUAGCCUCGACUACUGCUGAUCCUACCUUGACCACUUCGCCAGCACCUCUGGAGCCAUCUAUGCAAGCUCCUCAGGAGCCACAAGAGCUCGGCCUUAACAACAUCAAAAGAAGGGCAUGUUGGGAAAAAACAACUAGCCCAAAAGGAACUGGUUCGGUGCACUACUAGUAAGCAAGGGUCACUUCCAAGCUCUUCCGAGGCUCAGGAAUCUUCUGCAGCAACUCCUAAUGCUUCAUCCUUUACCUCGGAUACAUUGGAUUCUGAGGGUGAGUUUAUUCCUAUUUCGAGAUGGAUAAAGAAGAAGAAAAAGGUUAAGGAUCAUGAUUGAGUGUUAUGGUACUGCCUUCUCCGGUUCAGUCUAUUUUCCAGUUAAUAGCAUAACCGGUCGACUGGUUCUGGGUUUUCUAGAAACUGAUUGACUAGUUUUUUCUCGUGUGCACCAGUCAACUGGUUUCUGGGAUUUCUAUAAAUCGGUCAACCGAUUCCUUUGCUAUUUUCUUAGCUUUUUGCUUUGACUUUUCUUUUCAAUGUACUAGCUUUUUAAUUUGUUUUCGUUGAACUUAGUCUUGUUUAUCCAUGAAUUUAUCGAUUAACCGAUUCGAUUUAACCCCGUGAUCUAGAUAGAUUCAAAUCGAGUAUCAUAACUAUGAUUUCAAUAAUUCUUCAGUUUUUAUGGUGAUUUUGUUAUCUUGUAGAGUGAAAUGUUAUGUAAUCCUUGUCUUUCUACCUAAAUAAUUAGUUAAUCUCUUUGGAACGAAGAGCCCAUGUUGAAUCAUUGUAAUUUAAGAUCCAUCUAUAAUGCAGUCAACAUACUAGUUAACCAUGAUAAUUUAAUUGUUUUAUUCCCCCCUAAAAUAGCCUUGUCUUUUAGUCAGUUUUUUCAAUCUCGCCUGCCAAAAACCAAAUCACAAGGGCAGCUUGGAUAUUUUGAAAAAAAUUAACAGGGAACUCUGGUCAAGUAACCAAGUAACGAUUUUUAAAACCAGAAGAACUAAAGUCCAAAAUCAUAAGAAAUACAGGGACUAAAUAAAAAUAAUUUACUGUCUUUUAUGUCAUCCUCACCAACGAAAAUGAAAUACCACUAGGAGCCACUGCGUUUCUGCUGGCUCUUUUAAGGGAUGGGACACAGAGUAGCGAGUUGCAGCGGAUCUUGAUUUUUGUAAACCUUGCUGAAAUGGGAAGUAGCAUUGUGCUGUGCUUCGACCUAAGGCCAUCAUAAGACUAUUUCUUGUUUUUUUCCAUGAGAUUUAUGGUAUCAGUAAUGCAGCCUCGUAUCAUUUUUCUCCCUUGCGCUCACUUUUAUGGAGAUCUUGACUGCUCCCUCAGUAUUGAAUACAAUACAAAGUAAGACUUCAAUUAAAAGCCUAGCGAUCUUUGCUGAGAUUUUCAGUGCAGUUAGUCAAAACAAACCUUCCAACGCAAUCAAUACAUAUGAGAAAGCAAGUGCAAGCGACCAGUUUGCAAUAAUGCGGCCACAAACAACAGAAAAUGGAACAACACAAGGGACCAACUAUAAAGAAAAUGGUGUCAGGUUUCAGGGAAGAAAAGAUACACUAAGUAUGGGCAAAAAGGUGAGCUUAUAUUCAUGCACAAUAGUAGUAAACUUUGUAGGGUUUAGGGUUUCUAACAUCGCCCUGAAGUAAAUACAUACGAACUUAGCCAAGUUCAUUCUCAUCAUAACCUAGAGCGGGG